Messenger RNA from Botrytis porri, 681 nucleotides. RefSeq lists its product as uncharacterized. The transcript has a single exon. NCBI's taxonomy places the organism in Eukaryota, Fungi, Ascomycota, Leotiomycetes, Helotiales, Sclerotiniaceae. The record is from RefSeq and is a predicted model, not a curated record. The coding region runs from base 1 to 681 and encodes 226 amino acids.
AUGCAGUCUCAUAAUGCAAUUCCAAAAAUCAUCGUCUCUGGUCCUGAUACCAAAUCUGAAAAGAUGCAAUCUUCUCUUGCGAACGAAGUACGGUCACAUCGUCAAGAUUCUGCUUCCGAUUGUACGCCCCUAAUAAUGGCACAUUGUGGUCUUCACCCAGCAGACCAAAAAUGUCGCCCACCUCUAUUAUCCAUCCCACAGCAAGAUCCCAUAAGUGCUGAAGCCGCGCUGCUUCAAGCCUCGAGACCUACAACCCCCCUACCCAUCAAUAAACCCCCAUCCACAAUACCGACAUCACAUUAUCUCUCCCCUCCCACUCCCCCCCGUAACCAAGACAACAAAAUCCUCACCCUCAUCCACCGUAUCUUCGAAGUAAAUAACCGCGAUACCAAUUUCCUAACUCUCUGGAAACCGCAUCUCGAUAAUCUAACUUCGACUACCUGUGUGAGAAAUAGGGUUGCGUUGGAAAUGGUCGCUGGCUUGCAAAAUUUGAGGAAUCGAGAAGUCAAGUAUGGCAUUUAUAAAUUGGCUUUGGGCAUGUUCUGGGGACAUCUUUCUUCGUAUGUGUUUGGAGUUCCUACUGGAGUUGGUUUGGCUGUUUUGGCGGUUUAUGGGGUUGUUGCUUGGAAAGUUUGGAUCGAGAUUUGGGAUGAAGAGAGUUUUCUUAAUUUGUAUGUUUAG